Molecule: messenger RNA, 2305 nt
Organism: Diuraphis noxia (Russian wheat aphid)
Lineage: Eukaryota; Metazoa; Arthropoda; Insecta; Hemiptera; Aphididae
Biological process (GO): regulation of transcription by RNA polymerase II
Cellular component (GO): nucleus
Molecular function (GO): sequence-specific DNA binding; DNA-binding transcription factor activity, RNA polymerase II-specific
Source: RefSeq, a predicted model, not a curated record
UGUUGAAGUUUGUUGCCUGCGGUCGCCUGUUGGUUGUAUUCGCCAUUGCCGCGGCAAAUCCACAUGGUCUGGUUCGUGCAUUUCGUGACAUUAGCCACCGAAAAAAUAUCGGAUUUCAGCAUCAAAUUAACUCGAAGCCAAAUCGUUUAUUGCGCGAAACGAUCGUUUAAAAGUAACGAUCGAGAUAUACACUGAGGAGGACAUAAUUCAGAAUGGAACCAUCAAGAACUUCUGUAAAUGAUUCUGAAAUAAAUUCCAAAGAUAAAUGCGAAUUUGAAGAAGAAAUAAAUACAACUAAUUUUAAAAUAAAAAACAAAAGGGAUUAUAUUGAUGGUAAUGUAUUUGAAAGAACAGAUUCUAGUGAAAGCCACUGUUCUGAAUUCAUUAAUUGUUUAAAUUCGUACAAGACAUCUAACUUAAGGGAAACAUUUUCAAAUUCGUGUGAUUUUCAAGUCAACAACAAAUUUCAAACUAUGCACAAAUGCAAUAUAUGUGAUCAAUUAUUUUACUCGGAGACACACUUGACAAGGCAUGCAAAGAUUCAUACAAGUAAAAGAAAAAAGUGUUUUAUUUGUGACAUUUGUAAAAAAUUGUGUUAUACUAAAUCAGAUUUGAGAACACACAUACUGUGUUGUAUGAAAACAAAGCCCUAUAAAUGUGAUAUUUGUGAUGAAGGGUUUUCUACAACACUACAAUUAAUAAUCCAUAAAAAUACACAUGCUGUUCGUACAAGUAUAAGAAUAAAGUGUUAUUUUUGUGACAUUUGUGAAGAAUUAUACUAUACUAAAUCAGAUUUGAGAACACACAUACGUGGUUGUAUGAGAACAAGGCCUUAUAAAUGUGAUAUCUGUGAUGAAGGGUUUUCUACAACACUACAAUUAAGAGUACAUAAAAAUACACAUUYUGUUCAUACAAGUAAAAGAAAACAGUGUUAUAUUUGUGACAUUUGUGAAGAAUUUUAUUAUACUAAAUCAGAUUUGAGAACACACAUACGUGGUUGUAUGAGAAUAGAGCCCUAUAAAUGUGAAUACUGUGGUGAAGAGUUUUCUACAAAAAUGCAAUUAACAAUCCAUCAAAAUACACCUUAUGAACCAAAACCAUAUCAAUGUAAUAUUUGUGAUAAAAAUUUUGCUACAUCAUCAUAUUUAACUGUCCAUACAAGAUCACAUACUGGUGAAAAGCCAUUUAUAUGUGAUAUCUGUGGUAAAAGGUUUUCUAGAUAUGACAAUUUGAACAUCCAUUUGAUAUCACAUACUGGUGAUAAGCCAUUUUUAUGUCAUGUAUGUGGUAAAGGGUUUUCUUCAGCAUCAGUUUUAAAUAGACACAAUAAGAGAAUACAUAAGAGAAAAAAGCCCUAUAAAUGUAAAGUCUGUGAUGAAGGGUUUUCUACAAGAUUAAAAUUAAAAAUCCACAGAAGUAUACAUACUAAAAAAAAACCUUUUAAAUGUAGAAUUUGUGGUAAAAGGGUUUCUGAUUCACUAACUUUAACUAUCCAUAAAAGAUCACAUACUGGUGAAAAGCCAUAUGUUUGUGAUACCUGUGGUAAAAGGUUUUCUAGAAAUGACAAUUUGCAAAUCCAUAUGAGAUUACAUACUGGCAAUAAGCCAUAUAAAUGUGAUGAAUGUGGUAAAAUGUAUUCUUCAUCAACAAAUUUAAAACUGCAUAUUAUGGGGAUACAUACUGGUGAAAAGCCAUUUCAAUGCGAUACCUGUGAUAAAAAGUUUUUGAGUUCGUCAAGUUUAACAAGACAUUCAAGUAUCCAUACAGGAAUAAGGCCAUGUUUAUGUGAAGUUUGUGGUAAAGGGUAUUCUACUAAAGCAGUUUUAAAACAACAUAUGGUGACACAUAAAGGAGUAAAGCCAUAUAAAUGUGACUUCUGUGAUCAAAGGUUUACUCAAGCAGGAAAUUUAAGAACCCAUUUAAGAAUACAUAGUUAAAGAUAAGGGUCAUGAAUGUGAUAUCUGCYUUAAAGGUUCUCUUUUAUACAAAACAUGAAAAAAAAAAACAAGGACACAUACAAAAGCCAUAUCAGUGGGAUAUUUGUGAUAAAAGAUUUUCUAGUAGAUCAAAUUUAAUAAAGCACCUAAGAAUUAAGAUGCAUACUAGAGAAAAAAAUAUUUGAUUAUGAUAUCUAACCUAACCUAACCUAACCUAGAUAAGUUAGAACAAGUUUGAAUUACUUAGAGCCACAUAUUUGAGAAUCAAAUGUUUGUGGGCAAAACAUGUUCGUUGCAAUUUUUUGUUUUUAUACUUGGCUCCACUAAUUAUAAUUAAAAUAGAACUGAAUAGUUAAAAACAAAUUUCU